This is a messenger RNA of Staurois parvus, 594 nucleotides long. Lineage: Eukaryota; Metazoa; Chordata; Amphibia; Anura; Ranidae. The record is from the annotation of a GenBank genome assembly.
AUGUUUGCUGUCUACCUUCUGCUUGUGGCCCUGGGGCCCCGAUUGAUGGAAGGGCGUGAGCCCUUCACCCUGCGCCUAGUUCUGCUAGUCUAUAACCUUUCCCUAGUGGGCCUGUCUAUCUAUAUGUUUUAUGAGUUUCUGGUGACGUCGGUGUUGGCUGGGUACAGCUACUUCUGCCAACCGGUGGACUACAGUAAUAGUGAGCUGGGCCUGCGGAUGGCCAGAGUAUGCUGGUGGUUCUUCUUCUCCAAGGUCAUUGAGCUCCUAGACACAAUCUUUUUCAUCAUGAGGAAGAAGUUCAAUCAGAUCUCCUUCCUCCAUGUCUAUCACCAUGCCACCAUGAUCUUCAACUGGUGGGCCGGGGUCAAAUACGUGGCCGGAGGACAGGCAUUUUUCAUCGGCAUGCUGAACUCUUUUGUCCACAUCUUCAUGUACCUGUACUACGCUCUGGCGGUCCUGGGGCCCUCCGUGCAGAAGUACUUGUGGUGGAAGAGAUACUUGACCAUACUUCAGCUGGUGAGUGUCCAUGAGAUGCGGCUGUUGGAGAAUAAUGACUCCUAUCACUCUACUACUGAUCAAUGCAAAGAUUUCUAG